Messenger RNA from Cylicostephanus goldi, 305 nucleotides. The record is from the annotation of a GenBank genome assembly. NCBI's taxonomy places the organism in Eukaryota, Metazoa, Nematoda, Chromadorea, Rhabditida, Strongylidae.
AUGUGUGAUACCAACACCGGAAUUUGUCGCCCAUUCCGAAACAUCGACAACGUUGAUACUCAAAUUCCUUGUGGCACUUGUUCUGCAGGAACAAUGUGUGACAGCAAUACUGGUAUUUGUCGACCUUUUCGCAUUCCUGGUACCACGGUUAGUAAUCUAUUCUAUCCAUAUUCAUAUCGACAAACCUAUGUGAAUGAGAUUGACAUACCAUUGAAGCCUAGUCCGAAUCUCUGCUACGGAGUUGCAUGUCCUGUUGGUUUUCAGUGUGAUGAUAAUAACGGUAUCUGUAGAAAAUUCAGGUAAGU